AUGAUGGAAAGUGAUGAAAGUUUUAUGAACGAAAUUGAUAACUUGAUAAAUGAUAUAGAAGAAGAAAAAUUAAAUAGAGAUGAAUUAGAAUUUGCCGUAGCUCCAGUAAGUGUGCCAAGGAAUUUUAUAAAAGAUGCAAAAACAAAAAGAGAAACAAGUAAAUUGUUUGAUUUUCACAAAGGUACAACAACAUUAGCUUUUAAGUUUAAAGAUGGGAUAAUAGUUGCUGUAGAUUCAAGAGCCUCAAUGGGUUCCUUUAUUUCUUCGCAAAAUGUAGAAAAAAUUAUUGAAAUAAAUAAAAAUAUAUUGGGAACAAUGGCAGGAGGAGCAGCAGAUUGUCUUUAUUGGGAAAAAUACUUAGGGAAAAUAAUAAAGAUAUAUGAGUUAAGAAAUAAUGAAAAAAUUUCAGUAAGAGCAGCUAGCACUAUAUUAAGUAAUAUAUUGUAUCAAUAUAAAGGAUAUGGUUUAUGUUGCGGUAUAAUUUUAAGUGGCUAUGAUCACACAGGUUUUAAUAUGUUUUAUAUUGACGAUGAAGGAAAAAAGGUGGAAGGACAUUUAUUUAGUUGUGGUAGUGGUAGUACGUAUGCAUAUUCUAUUUUAGACUCAUCGUAUGAUUAUAAUAUAAAUUUGGACCAAGCUGUUGAGCUAGCCAAAAAUGCAAUUUAUCAUGCAACAUUUAGAGAUGGAGGAUCAGGAGGAAAAGUAAGAGUGUAUUAUAUUCAUAAAAAUGGAUAUGAUAAAAUUAUUGAAGGACAAGAUGUAUACGAUUUACAUUAUCAAUAUUCAAAUCCGGCGCAAAACGAUCAAUAUGUUAUGUAA
Plasmodium malariae is the source of this 819-nucleotide messenger RNA. Its product is annotated as proteasome subunit beta type-5, putative. Gene Ontology annotation, cellular component: proteasome core complex. Lineage: Eukaryota; Apicomplexa; Aconoidasida; Haemosporida; Plasmodiidae. Gene Ontology annotation, molecular function: threonine-type endopeptidase activity. The record is from RefSeq and is a predicted model, not a curated record. The transcript has a single exon. The coding region runs from base 1 to 819 and encodes 272 amino acids.